ACUAGGCACAAAGUCCUCUGGCCUAGCGCAGGAAAAUAUUACAUCCUACCCUACUCCGUACAAAUGGUCCCUUGAUAGAGCUUGGUCUGCCUGAGAGACGUGUAUGUCCUUGUCAGGAGCAUGCUUUUAGAAGUCUUGCCCAGAAUCCUUUCUGGCUACCCUUGACCCUUCCCCUUCUCACCUCUCCUUUUCCUUCGUUUAUCUCCGUUUGUCUCCUUUGUGCGUGUUUACAUCAUGUCCCAUCAAGGGCCAUCCAAACCACCCUUCCGCCCUAUUGCCCCAAGGACAGCGCCGGGCAGCCCUGCUACAGCUCCUGCUGAGGAACCCAAGGUGAAAAGAGCGUCAGCAGCUUGCGGACAGUGUAAAAUACGACGGACAAAGUGCAGUGCUGAUAUCACCGGAACCCCCUGCACGGAAUGCGCUUUACAUAAUCGCAAUUGCUUUAUCGAUGAAGGUGCCGACAAACGCCGCAAGAUCUCCGUCAAACGUACCGAGGAGGAGUUGAGAUAUUACCGUGAAUUUGUCGAGCAACUGCUCAAGGCAAUCCGGCAAGGCAAACACUCAGAUGUGGAUAUAAUUGUGAAUGCCAUCCGGUCGGGGGCAUCACAGGAAGAGAUUCGCUCUGUGAUUGCCCACUGUUUGGGUCAGUUCCCAAACGAUAAUGAUCCCGGGAAGAAGCCGGGUAACGUGGCCAACGAUCUCACGAAUAACGAUGCAUCGACGAGUACGACCCCAGACGGCAGAUGACGACCUUUCGGAUCGAUCGAGUGCUCCAUUUACAACACACGCGACCGAAUAAUUAAUAUGACGUUAUAAUCAUCUUCACCCAUACACCUUACUUCCUUUCUUGCCUUCAAAUGUGGUCAUGUCGAAAGGAUCUUCCCGCCUUGUGAGGCUGUUGGAAGGGCAAGGAUCCAUCGACGGUCAAACAUGAUUAUUGGGAAAGCUUAGCCGUCUCGCAGAAAAAGAGACCACAUGACGUGCAUCUU
This is a messenger RNA of Aspergillus wentii DTO 134E9, 989 nucleotides long. RefSeq lists its product as uncharacterized. The transcript has 2 exons. NCBI's taxonomy places the organism in Eukaryota, Fungi, Ascomycota, Eurotiomycetes, Eurotiales, Aspergillaceae. Gene Ontology annotation, biological process: regulation of DNA-templated transcription. The record is from RefSeq and is a predicted model, not a curated record. Bases 235 to 747 code for a protein of 170 amino acids. Gene Ontology annotation, molecular function: DNA-binding transcription factor activity, RNA polymerase II-specific; zinc ion binding.